GGAGGGGUGGGCGAAGAUAUCAUGUUAGAAGAUUAGGGGAAAGGGAAGAAAUUUCCAGUUGACACUCGAAACGAUAGUUAUUGUAGAGCGUUUAAAUGGGAAUAAAAAUCUUUAGUGGACCUUAUGAAGAGGAAUGAGAUGACUUUCCUUCUACGCCGUCCCCCACAAGCGCUCGUGGUGCGGGGCGCCGCUGCAGCUGAGCCAGGUUCCGCGGUCGCCGCGGACGGAAGCUGACGGGGGUCAAGCCAAGUCAUGCAGGUGGUACGGAAGACGGGGUCCUGGCUCUUGCGGUGGUGGGCUUGGCCACCGCCGCCCAGGGUCGUGGCUGGGGCGCCAGCCUCCACCAUCCACACCGGCGCCCAGCAGCUGCAAGACGCGGCGGCCAGUCAGGAGGUUGAGGAGAAGGCGGCGGCUCCGGCUUCGAGCCGCAGCAGCUUCAGCAUUUACCCUCCAGUUCCAGGACAGGAGAGCCCUCUGAGGUGGGCAGGAAAGAAAUUUGAGGAGAUCCCAAUCGCACACAUUAAAGCGUCCUACAACAACACACAGAUCCAGGUGGUCUCUGCCACUCACCAGCCCCUUGCCCGCACUUCCUGUGGCACGGAGGGGUUCCGGAAUGCCAAGAAGGGCACAGGCAUCGCCGCACAAACAGCAGGCAUAGCCGCUGCCAUGAAAGCUGCAGGCAAGGGCGUGACCCAUGUCCGAGUGGUGGUGAAGGGCCUGGGCCCAGGGCGCUUGUCUGCCAUCAAGGGACUGACCAUGGGCGGCGUGGAAGUGAUCUCAAUCACAGACAACACCCCCAUCCCGCACAACGGCUGCCGCCCCAGGAAGGCUCGGAGGCUGUGACGAAAGGAAGCGUGUCCCUGAACCUGGCAAGUCCCACCUCCAACUAGACCUCGUAGAAGACACACUGUCCAAGCUCUCCCCAGAGCAGGGCUUGCUGGAGACCCCCUUGCGUGGCGGCCUCGCUUGUCCCUUCGACUGGAGACCAGGGUGCAGAAGGGACUCGAGAGGAGCCCCAGGGCAGCUGCGGCACAGACUCCACCACCCGGAAGCGCUGCUCUGCAGAGCUAGACGCACCUCUGCC
Callorhinus ursinus (northern fur seal) is the source of this 1084-nucleotide messenger RNA. It is a transcript of the gene MRPS11, whose product is annotated as mitochondrial ribosomal protein S11. Lineage: Eukaryota; Metazoa; Chordata; Mammalia; Carnivora; Otariidae. The record is from RefSeq and is a predicted model, not a curated record. Gene Ontology annotation, molecular function: structural constituent of ribosome. Gene Ontology annotation, biological process: translation. Gene Ontology annotation, cellular component: ribosome.